Molecule: messenger RNA, 1854 nt
Organism: Plasmodium reichenowi
Lineage: Eukaryota; Apicomplexa; Aconoidasida; Haemosporida; Plasmodiidae
Exons: 1
Coding region: 1-1854 (617 amino acids)
Biological process (GO): recombinational repair
Source: RefSeq, a predicted model, not a curated record
AUGCUUGAUGAAAAUUUAUCAUGCUUGUUUGAUGAGAGUGAUGAUGAGUGGAAGAAGAAAAAAAAAAAAAAAAAAGAGGAGGGAAAUAUUCAACAGGAUGAUAAGAAAAGAAAUGAAAAGAACGUACAGCAAAAAAAUUCAUCCUCUUCAAUAUUAAAUUUUAACAUUAGUAAUAUAAAAAAUUUGGACAAUUUUUUUAAAAGUAUUAAUAAUGAAAAUAUUAAUAAAAGUAAGAAUAAUAAUAAAUUAAGGAGUGUUGGUUUGGAUCAUGUGGAAAAUAUAAACAAGGAAAGGAUAGAUGAUAAUAACAAGUGUCCAUAUGAUAAUACGAUAUCGAAUAUGUUAAAUAAAAAGGGUGGAGAUAAUAUCCAUGCUACAAAUAAUGAAAAUACAAAAAAACAAGCAAUCCUAAAGAAUAAAGAAAUAAAUAAUAAACAUCAUCAAGGUGAUAAAAAAUUCUUAGAUGAUGAAUAUAAUAAGGAUGAAAAUUGUUCUUCAUAUGAAGAAAAAAAAAAACAAAGAUAUAAUACAAAUACGAUUAGGUCGAUAACAUAUAAUGAUAGAAAUAGAAAACAUAAAUAUAUUAAUAAUGAUGAUAAUAAUAAUAAUAAUAAUGAUAAUAAUAAUAAUAAUAAUAAUAAUAAUAAUGAAGAUAAUAAUAAUAAUGAAGAUAAUAAUAAUAAUGAAGAUAAUAAUAAUAAUAAUAAUAAUAAUAAUGAAGAUAAUUAUAAUAAUAAUAUUCAUUAUUGUGAUACAUUGAUCAAACAAAAAAAUAUACAAAAAAAAGAUGAUAUGUAUAUAUACACAAAGGAUAAUCAUAUGAAUUCAAACAACGGUAAUUCUUUAAAUAAAGACCCAGGAAUUUUAAAAAAAAAAAAAAAUACAACAAAUGAAACCAAUUUGUAUAACGAACAUAUUAGAACAAAUAAUAGUAAUAAUAACAUUUCUAGUGAAAAAAUAGGGGACCCAGCUAUUUCUGAACAAUAUGAGAUACAUGAAAGUAACAGAACCAAGCAUAUGACAAAAUUAACAAAUGAUAUGAAAAGCUUUUCACCAAUAUUAAAUAUAUGUGAUAAGUCCAUCAUUCAAAAUGUGUCUGUUAAUGUAGGAGACAAAACAAGUAAUUUAGAUAUGUUUAUAGAAUCGUACAAUAAAUCAGAAAUGACGAAAAAAAGGAAAGAUAAUAAUAAUAUUUAUGGUAAUAAUUUAGAUUGUAACAAUGUGUAUAGUAAUAAUAUAUGUAAUAAUAACAUGUAUGAUAAUGAUAAUAAUGAUAAUAAUAACAACAAUAACAAUACCAAUAACAAUAACAAUAAAAAUAACAAUAACAGUAAUUAUUAUAAUUAUAAUAAAGAAAAGGAAUUAAUUUUUUGCUUCUCAUUUAUUAAAUAUUAUUCAUGGAUUAAGGCAUUACAAAUUUUAAAUAUACCAAUAGAUUUUUUCCAUCUAGGUAUAAAUUCACAUAAAUAUAUACAUAAGAAUAAAUCAGAAGAAUCUUUUUUAUAUAAAUAUAAUAUCCAUAAUAUAUUAAAGAAUAAACAUUUUUCUAAUUAUAAAAUUGAAAGGAUGAUAGUUCUGGUUAAAAACAUUAUAUGUCGUAAUCAUGGAUAUUUUCUUAUUGUAAUGGACCCAUCUGGACAAAUGCCCGCAUCAGUACAUAAAGAAGUAGAAAUUGAAUAUAAAAAACAUAUAGAUAUAGGUUCAACAUUAUUAUUAAAAAAUGUCACCAUUUUUGAUACGAUUGACAAUUUCCCUUAUUUGAUCGUAACACUCAGAAGUCUUGUACGAGUUAUUAAACCUGAGCAGACAGAUGCACUAACAAAGGAAAAAAUAUUCAAACAAAUAUAUUUAUAA